AUGCGGUCAGGCGUGCAACAUCAAGAAACUUUAAUUGAGAUAGACGGUUUGCAGAAGAAUUCUCCGGGAAAGAACUUAACUUCAUCUGACAAAGUUCCUAGUCCUGAAUGGAGCGAGUUUCUUUCGACUCACGCUAAUGGACUCAGUCUAUUGAUUUUUGACGUGAACACCAGCAUCCAGCGGCAGGUAGCUUCUAGCACAAGCCUACCACCGAAUAUAACUAGAACUCGCGAUUCCAUUGCUUGCAGCCUUCCUGCUUACAACGAGGCUUUACUACUCCUUUUUCCCUACAACCUAGGGGAGCUCGUUCAAUCUAGAGUUUGGAAAUCUGAAGUAGAAGCUGACACUUCGAAGAGAUUUAUGGGACCUGAGUAUCUUCUUCCGAACAUUCGGCAACAUAUCGACAAGAAUACUCUGCGUCAGCCAUGGGAGCCCGUGGAACUUCCCCAAAUCACUGACCCCAAUGAUGUCUUGACACCAGAUAUGACCAACACACAUGAGCGCUCCUCAUCACUGAAUUUUAAACGACCGCAACUUGUACUACCCAUGGCCACCAACUAUGGAGACGUCGUGUCAUCCACCGGCCUACGACCAAGAGUUACAUUCGAUGGCCAACUCAAUGCAAGCUUCCCCAAUACAGAACUGCUACCCCAAUCUCAAGGUUGGCUUGACCCAGUGGCAUCAAAUUGUUCCUUGUCUAGUCAAUGUCAAAAUAAUUAA
Messenger RNA from Lindgomyces ingoldianus, 720 nucleotides. RefSeq lists its product as uncharacterized. The transcript has a single exon. The record is from RefSeq and is a predicted model, not a curated record. NCBI's taxonomy places the organism in Eukaryota, Fungi, Ascomycota, Dothideomycetes, Pleosporales, Lindgomycetaceae. Bases 1 to 720 code for a protein of 239 amino acids.